AUGCAAGGCUCUUUUUUAGAGAAGGAAGCUCUAACUGACAUCUUUGGUCAAAUAAAAGAUGUAGAUGAGCAAAUUGUUGGUGUCAUUAUAGAAAAAUUAAGAAAGGAAAAAGUUUAAGACAUCAUUGGAUAUCUUUCAGUAAAUGUCAAUCAAAGCCAAUUAGAAUCAUGUAUCUUACAAAAAGGAGUUGUAAUCACCCAAUCUGAUAUAGAAUAGAAAUUGUCUUUUGUUAGAAAAGAUAUCAAAUUAAUCACAGAAGUCAUAAUAAAAUUAAAAGAACAUGACUUCAAUAAGAUAGACUAUUCCUCU
Molecule: messenger RNA, 309 nt
Organism: Paramecium primaurelia
Lineage: Eukaryota; Ciliophora; Oligohymenophorea; Peniculida; Parameciidae
Source: the annotation of a GenBank genome assembly